Molecule: messenger RNA, 2782 nt
Organism: Merops nubicus (carmine bee-eater)
Lineage: Eukaryota; Metazoa; Chordata; Aves; Coraciiformes; Meropidae
Gene: USP45
Product: ubiquitin specific peptidase 45
Exons: 17
Coding region: 1-2454 (817 amino acids)
Biological process (GO): protein deubiquitination
Molecular function (GO): cysteine-type deubiquitinase activity; zinc ion binding
Source: RefSeq, a predicted model, not a curated record
AUGCGGGUGAAAGAUCCAUCAAGGGCCAACCCCGAGAAACCGAAGAGAAGCAAAAGGCCUAACAGGCCACAGGAUGAGGACUCUUCAGAUGAUAUUUCAGGCUUGCCGUGCCAGCACGUGAGGCAGGCGGUGGACGUGCAGCAUGUGAAGCGGGCGGUGGCGCAGAGCCUCUGGGCCAUCUGUGCAGAGUGUCUGAAGGAGAGGCGCAUGAGUGACGGGGAGCCCGUGGCACCCUCAGACAUAUGGCUGUGUCUCAAAUGUGGCUCCCAGGGCUGUAGUAAGAACUCGGAAGGCCAGCAUUCUCUGAAGCACUUCCAGACAGCACGCACAGAGCCUCACUGCAUUGUUAUCAACCUCAGCACGUGGAUCAUAUGGUGUUAUGAAUGUGAUGAAGAGCUGUCAACACAUUGCAACAAAAAGGUUUUGGCUCAGAUAGUUGACUUUCUUCAAAAACAUGGUUCCAGGGCUGAACCAAGUUCAUCAAAAAUCAUACGACUCCGUGAAGAAAACAGUGAAACAAGUGAAAUACUGAAAGGAAAAAGUUCUGGUAAUGGUGCAUCAGUUCCAGUGAAAGGAAUAAAUAAUUUAGGAAAUACGUGCUUUUUUAAUGCUGUCAUGCAGAACUUGGCACAGACUCACAUACUAAAUGAACUGAUGUAUGAGAUGAAGGAGAAAGGAACGAAGUUAAAAAUCUGUCAUACUUCAGACUCCCAAUUAGAUCCUUUGGUGGUAAACCUCUCCAGCCCAGGACCCUUGACUUCAGCGAUGUUCUUGUUCCUUCACAGCAUGAGGGAGGCUGGAAAAGGUCCUCUUUCUCCCAAAGUGCUAUUCAGCCAGCUUUGUCAAAAGGCUCCUCGAUUUAAGGGGUUCCAGCAGCAGGACAGCCAGGAGCUUCUGCACUAUCUGUUAGAUGCAAUGAGGAUUGAAGAAACAAAGCGUAUACAAACUGGUAUCUUAAAAGCAUUUAAUAAUCCAACUACAAAGACAGCAGAUGAAGAAACUAGAAGAAAAGUCAAAGCAUAUGGAAGAGAGGGUGUGAAGAUGAACUUCAUAGAUAGGAUCUUUGUUGGUGAAUUGACUAGCACUGUCAUGUGUGAGGAAUGUGAAAAUAUUUCAACAGUAAAAGAACCUUUCAUUGAUCUUUCACUUCCUAUAAUAGAGGAGAGGGUUGCAAAACCUGUGCCUUUGGGAAGAACAGGUAAAGGUAAAAGUGUACAAGAGGCAGAUCUUGGUCAGUAUAACUGUUCUUCUAUCACUACACUGAAUAAUCAACCCAAAAUUGCCAAGAAACACACUUUAACAAAAGACAAGAAUCAGCUGAACCAGGAGAGACGGCUUGCCAGAAAAGCUUCCUCGAGUGAAGCAGAAAGAAGUCCUGUUAUUAUGCAGGAGAAAGCCAAAAAGCUUGAGCAGGAGGGCAGCUCUGGCGUGCUGUACUGCAAGGAGACGGGCGCGGACUCGGCGGUGGCCGGGAGUCAGACGGAGGGCAGCGAGAAGGACGCCAGCCGCUCCGAAAGCAGCUUCGAUGCGGACAGCGAAGCGUCAGAGAGCGAGAGUGCCCCUAGGCAAACGGCUUUCACCUCCUCCAGCAGCUCCUCUGCCUUGCACGUCAACCACGCCAACGUUAAAGCGCCGCACAACAGGCCGAGUGACAGUCAUGAAGAGGUGAUUUCCAGUGCCAUGUCCAAACUCGGCUUCUGCGAGACGAUAAACGAGGAUAAAAAGUCAAGCCGUGGCGAUUCGGGGCUGGGUUUAUCCAGCAAUUCCAUGUUCUCAGUGGACAAAUCCUCACUAUCCCAAAACCCGCAAAUCGCUUUCCAGACGCUUUCCCAAAGCUACAUAACCAGCUCAAAGGAAUGUUCUGUUCAGUCCUGCCUUUACCAGUUCACCUCUGUAGAGCUCCUGAUGGGGAACAACAAACUUUUCUGUGAGAGCUGCACAGAAAGGAAGCAGAAGCAUCAGAAGAAAACAAACUCCACAGAAAAGAAAAUGGAGGGUGUCUACACAAAUGCUCGGAAACAGCUGCUGAUUUCCUCAGUUCCUGCUGUUCUUAUUCUCCACCUGAAGAGAUUCCACCAGACUGGUUUGAGUCUACGGAAAGUAAACAGGCAUGUGGAUUUCCCACUGAUUUUAGACUUGGCACCAUUUUGUGCUGCAUCUUGUAAGAACGUUGCAGACAGCGCACGGGUGCUCUACAGUCUCUAUGGGAUCGUGGAGCACAGCGGCUCAAUGAGGGGCGGUCAUUACGCCGCCUAUGUGAAAGUCAGGACACCCUCCAAGAAGUUACUAGAGCAUAUUUCUACCACUAAAAAUGUUCUGGGUUUAAAAGAAGCCAUGGGAGCAUCAGGAGGACAGUGGGUGUAUGUUAGUGAUGCCCAUGUUCAGAUGGUUCCGGAAUCAAGAGUACUAAAUGCACAAGCAUAUCUACUUUUUUAUGAAAGAUUAUUAUUGUAAUUCUCAACAGUUUAAUUUAAAAAAAAAUGGUAGUGGUUAUUUAGUUUAUCUUAUUUAAAGCUGCAGUGGUAAGAGUACCUGUAAAUAUUGUGCCUUUAUCUUGUAGAGAGUUCAUCAUACGUUGACUCCGAAGUUCAGUCAAGCUAUUAUAAAUAAAUACCUGAAUGGUUCUCUUAAAGUAUGCACUUUGCCAAACAUCUAUAAUUCCUGGAGUCACUAAAAUACAGUACCAUUAGAAUGUAAGAUGAUGUCCUACCCUACAGAGGUCUACGGAAAGUUUGCUUUUGACUUUAAUAAAGAUAAGCUUUCACCCAUAGUUCUAGAACAG